AUGGUUCUCCUUUGUCUUUGGCAGAUCCUCUUCUUUCUCACAUGCUUCUCUCCAUCCUUUGUUCAUCCUUUGGAACCAAGCACCUACCGUUGCUCCAAUGUUUCCAUUCCAUAUCCUUUUGGCGUUGCUGGUAAGAGCCCCUUCCUGUCCCGAAGAUUUAAAGUUUUGUGUGGAUCCAGUGGUCCGUUGCUGCCCAUUGGAAAUAGCGUGCUUGGGAUUCUUGACAUCUCACUGCUUGAUGGUCUUGUGAGCAUAUUGGCUAGUGCCAAUUUUCAGCAGUGCAAAGGGAAGAACUCUGGCGUUAACCUUGAGGGGACCAUCUUCACAUUCUCAGACACAAGAAACAAGUUCACAGCUCUGGGUUGUAACAUGGUGGCCAUGCUGUUGAAUGGUAGUACGGGGUAUAGCGGUGGCUGUGCUUCCUUUUGCUCUAGUAAAAAUAACAUCAUCAAUGGCUCAUGCUCUGGUGUGGCUUGCUGCCAAGCACCGGUUCCCAAAGGGUUAAAGAAGCUGGAGUUAGAGUUCAGUAAUAUAACCAACAAGGGCAGCGAUUUUUCGCUAUGUGGUGAGGCCUUCAUUGUGGAGCAGAACUCAUAUGUGUUUUCAAGUCUUGAUUUGAACAACACAAAUAACACAAGACCUCAAUACCGACCUGUUGUGCUCGAGUGGUCUAUAAAUGGUAGCAGCUGUGAAGAGGCAAAACUGUCCAGAUCAUAUGCCUGCCGAGAGAAUAACUACUGCUACAACUCAUCAAACGGAAUUGGUUACCGCUGCAAUUGCUCCCAUGGAUUUGAGGGGAACCCAUACCUGCAAGGGCCUGAUGGAUGCCAAGAUAUCAAUGAAUGCACCUCCAGAAAUCCGUGCACCAAUAAGUGUGUCAACACAAAAGGUGGUUUCCAGUGCAUGUGCCCAGCAGGGAUGAGCGGCGAUGGCUUGAAGGAAGGAAGUGGUUGCAAUGGAGUAGGCACAUUAGUGAUUGCAAUAGUUGCAGGAUUAUCUCUGCUAGUGCUUCUCCUCAUCCUUGGCUUCUGGACUCAUUGGCUUGUUAAGAAGAGGAAACUUGCCAAGACAAGACAGAGAUACUUUAUGCAAAAUGGUGGCUUGUUGCUGAAGCAGCAGAUGUUUUCUGAGAGGGCACCACUGCAUAUAUUCACCUCCAGUGAGCUUGACAAAGCUACCAGCAACUUCAGUGAUGACAAUAUUGUUGGUAGAGGGGGAUUUGGGACUGUGUACAAAGGCAUAUUAUCCAAUCAAGUGGUUGUGGCAAUCAAGAAGGCACAGCGAGUUGAUCAAACCCAGACGGAACAGUUCGUCAAUGAGCUGAUCAUUCUUUCACAAGCGAGCCACAAAAAUGUGGUCCAGCUAUUAGGAUGUUGUCUUGAGACUGAAGUUCCCUUAUUGGUUUAUGAAUUCAUUACCAACGGGGCCCUUUUUCAUCAUCUUCACAAUACAUCGGUCCCGAUGUCAUGGGAGAGCCGUCUAAGCAUCGCAGUUGAAACUGCAUCGGCACUUGCAUACUUACACUUAGCUACAAAGAUGCCAAUAAUUCACAGAGAUGUCAAGUCGUCGAACAUACUUCUUGAUGAGAACUUCACCGCAAAGGUGUCCGAUUUUGGUGCCUCAAGGCCAAUACCGUACAAUCAGACCCAUGUGACAACAUUAGUGCAAGGGACACUAGGGUACAUGGACCCUGAGUACUUCCAGACAAGCCAAUUGACUGAGAAGAGUGAUGUGUACAGCUUUGGUGUGGUACUCAUCGAGCUAUUGACAAGGAAGAAGCCUAUUAUGGAUGGUAUGACGGAAGAUGUUAGAAGCCUAGCACUGCAAUUUAGUAUGUUAUUCCAUGAAAAUAAGUUGUUGGAAAUUGUUGAUCCUGUAGUAGCUGAAGAAGCUGGAAUCAGACAUGUUGAAACGGUUUCAAAGUUGGCGUUACGAUGCUUAAGGUUGAAAGGAGAAGAACGGCCAAGAAUGAUAGACGUUGCAAUUGAACUUGAAGCCCUGAGAAGGCUGAUGAAACAAUACUUUAUCCUGAAGAACGAGUCUAUGCUUCAGGAGUCAUGUUGCCAUGAAGAAAUGAGCAUUGACGCACCAUCAAGUUUGUGCCUUGGCAUUGCUGGCGAUGGAAGCAUGGAGAUCAUUCCACUUCCAUGUCCACCCAAAAGUACCGCAUCCUAUCCCUAA
Molecule: messenger RNA, 2181 nt
Organism: Miscanthus lutarioriparius
Lineage: Eukaryota; Viridiplantae; Streptophyta; Magnoliopsida; Poales; Poaceae
Source: the annotation of a GenBank genome assembly